AUGGCAACUAAAAGAACUGAAACAGCAUUAGAAAUCAGAGAACUGGUUAUUAAAUUGAAAAAUGAGGCAAAAUCACUCAAUCAAAUAAGUCAAAUUAUUGGUAGAAGUAGAGCUACAGUGCAAGGAAUAAUUAGGAAAUAUAAUUUGACAAAAACUACGGAAAACUUGCCUCGUACUGGUAGAUCACCAAAAUUGAACGGUAGAGAUAAAAGAGAAAUCAUUCGAACAAUUCGUAAUAAUCCGAAAACUACUGCAGUAAACAUAGCCAAACAUCUUGAAAAGGUUAAAGAAACUGAUGUAAAUCCAGAAUGUGUUAGAAGGCCCUUGAGAGAAGAAGGAUAUAAUAGCAGAAUUCCUCGUAAAAAACCCCUCAUUAGUAAAGUCAAUAGAGACAAAAGAUUAGCAUUUGCGCAUCUUCAUGAAAACGAUAAUUUUGAUUACUAG
Molecule: messenger RNA, 444 nt
Organism: Parasteatoda tepidariorum (common house spider)
Lineage: Eukaryota; Metazoa; Arthropoda; Arachnida; Araneae; Theridiidae
Source: RefSeq, a predicted model, not a curated record